Messenger RNA from Penaeus vannamei (Pacific white shrimp), 585 nucleotides. The record is from RefSeq and is a predicted model, not a curated record. NCBI's taxonomy places the organism in Eukaryota, Metazoa, Arthropoda, Malacostraca, Decapoda, Penaeidae.
AUGCUUGUGUCGAGUUACAUCCCUUCGAAGAUUCUAAUUGCUGGUCUUAGCGGCGCAGGGAAGACUACCUUGCUGUACAAACUGAAGACAGGAAACGUGGCUCUUAUGGAACCUACUGUUGACUUCAACAUCGAAACGAUCUCGUACAGAAACUUCAGCUUCACGAUGUGGGACAUAGGAGGACAGACAACGACUCCGGAACUGUAUAAAUACCACGUACAUGAAAUCGCCGCCAUAAUAUACGUUGUGGAUAGCUUGGCCUCGGACCGCAUGGAUGAGGCGAGGAGGCAGCUGGACAUGGUGACAGAGAGACCUGUUACACAUUUAAAGUCGAUCGAUAGCAGAGUACGGAGACAAAUGACACUGUUGCGUAGUUAUAAAGACGGUCUCCGACCGGGGACUGUAAUUUCCCACGAGCACAAGGCCAGCGGGGCUCGAGACAUUGAUACGGGCGAGGGAAGUCAUUCCCACACGCUUAGGGUCACCGGGACGGAAAAUCUCGGGAUUCCCUAUGCUGGUGCUGGCCAAACAAAAGUAACGACCUUCCAGGGUGACCUCAGGCUGAACCUGAUUUCGAGUCCCUGA